CUCGACGCGCGGACCCUCGACGCGCGGACCCUCGACGCGCGGACCCUCGACGCCCGCUCGACGCUAGUAGCUGUAGGCUAUAUGAAGGGAGGGCUUCUUGACAGACGGACGCUGGACUCUGCGGCUCAGUGCCGGCGGCGCGAGAUGCGCCUGGCGGCUGAUUUGCUUAAGCGCCGCGCGCGCGCGCGUUGGCCGCCGCGUUUGUCGGUCCAGCGCUGCGAGGCUGGCGAAGUGCUCGCUGUUCGCGUGCCAGGGCUAGGCGGCGCGAUUCCUCGUGGCACAAUACAAAAGCGACGCAGAGGAACGCUGGAAGGC
Molecule: messenger RNA, 315 nt
Organism: Pelagomonas calceolata
Lineage: Eukaryota; Pelagophyceae; Pelagomonadales; Pelagomonadaceae
Source: the annotation of a GenBank genome assembly